Pseudovirgaria hyperparasitica is the source of this 2018-nucleotide messenger RNA. RefSeq lists its product as uncharacterized. The transcript has a single exon. The coding region runs from base 354 to 1853 and encodes 499 amino acids. Gene Ontology annotation, molecular function: ATP binding; metal ion binding. The record is from RefSeq and is a predicted model, not a curated record. Lineage: Eukaryota; Fungi; Ascomycota; Dothideomycetes; Acrospermales; Acrospermaceae.
CAACUAGGAACUAGAGGCACUAAUAAACCGUCAAGCAUCUCAAAGCUAACGCGCUACUAUGGAACCUUCUUCGUUGAACUUCCUCGUGCUAAUCACCACCAUCCAUAGGACGCCACAACCUAGAGGCUAAGAGUGAUUAUUUGCCUGUCAAAUCUUCCGGCAUCUCCUAUCGCAUCCCAGCACUGAAAGUCGCACUCGACAAACAUGACGUAAUUGACUCCUAUCGUCUGGGUCAUUGUCACCCCAACUAGUAAACAGGGUUCGUAGCGCACGUCUUAGGACAUAGUACUUUUGAUCAAUCGUCAGGAAAGGUAUGAUCGUGUGUUUACCUCCAAAGUCUCCUUUGUCCAAAUAUGAUGGACCUCAAGUGCGGAGACUCAACCAUUCUUCACUCAUGUCGUACAAUAUUGAUACUCAUCCUGAGCGGUGUAUUCCUGCCCGUUAGUGGCACCAUCACCCUGUUCGCAAUCGCACUACAAACUCUACAUAUUAGGCAGGCUCCAAGAAGACAUGUUCGAAACAUUGGCGGAUCUCAGCCUCGGAUUUUGGUUACAGGCGUCAAGAUGGCCAAAGGCCUUUUCCUUGCGCGCACGAUGUACCUUGGCGGAUGUGACAUUGUCGCGGGUGACUUUGAUGAUGGCCACGGAAAUAUUUACUGUGGCAGGUUUUCCAGGUCCAUCAGGAAGUUUUUUGCUCUGAAGAAUCCAGCCGUAUAUGGCAUAGAGGCCUACAUCUCCCAGGUUGUCAACAUCGUCAAUUUCGAGCGCAUAGAUCUAUGGAUCAGUUGUUCUGGAGUCGCAACUGCGGUAGAGGAUGCAAUGUUGGCGAACGCGAUCGAGCGAAAGACAAAAUGCAAGGUGUUCCAAUUCGACGAAUCGACUGUAUCAACCUUAGACAACAAGUUCGAGUUCAUGAAGAAGACCACUGAGCUAAAGCUAGCCAAUGUUAAAUGGUACGCACUUAGCAGUCUGAAUGGUAUUCGGAUUCUGCUUAAGAAGAUGCGAAAAACCACUAAAGAUGAGCUCGACGUACGAUAUAUGAUCAAGAGCGCCAAUAUGGAUGAUGCCAGUCGAGGCUCUCUUCCGCUUAUCAGUCUCCAGGAUGAGGCACACGCUGAGCAGACUUUGAGCAAUCUGGACUUCUCGAAUGGCCGUCAAUGGAUACUGCAGGAGUUCAUUGAUAGUGGGGAAGAGUACUGCACACAUGCACUCAUCAUCAAAGGAGAAGUUCGCGCAUUCACCGCGUGUCCAAGUGCAUCUGUGCUCAUGCACUACCAGCGGUUGGACACAAAAUCUGUAUUAUACAAUAAGAUGCUUGAAUUCACCAUUAACUACGCUUCCGGACUCGGCGAUAUUACCGGACACAUGAGCUUCGAUUUCCUCGUCCGCUAUCGAUCGACCGAGAAUGGAUUCAUCGGUACAUUAGCCCCAAUCGAAUGCAAUCCGAGAUGCCAUACAGCCACCGUUCUCUUCGAGGGACUCGAGCAGGAAUUGGCGGACAAGUACCUCGAAUGUUUGACUCGCGUUCCAGCUGGCCAAUUAUUGCAUGCGACAACGGAAUCAGAAUCUGGCUACUACUGGAUGGCCCAUGAUCUGGUUGUACUGGUCGCCGGAUCUCUGUGGGGUUUACUGUUUGGUACAGCUGAUGUGAAUAGGUCGAGUCUUGUUCAGCAGAUACUUCUCGCCAUUCGUAAUUUGUGCACCUGGAGAGAUCCAACAUUCGUAUGGUGGGAUCCACUGCCCUGGUUUGUUCUCAAUCAUUUGUUUUGGCCUUUGGAGUUAAUUUUGGCAACUUAUUGCGGGCUCAGGUGGAAGGAGAUCAAUGUUAGCACGGCGAAAAUCUUCAAAGCGUGACAAGUGAGCAGGGUAAAGAUCUUUGUAUCGAGUACCUUCCCUAUACUAAUUCGGACUUGGUAAUGAUAAGCAAACGGUUAUCUCAAUACCAUCUGGCACUCCUGUGGGCUCAUGGCUGUGCUCAAUCCGACUCUUGUAAACAAUGCCUGGUAGCCCUGGAAGCUC